AUGGGGGAGCACGCGUACGACCACAGCAGCGGCGGCGGCGGCGGCAUGAGCCCGUCGACGCCUCCGGUGCAGCAGCAGCAGCAGCGCAGGGGAUCCUCGCGCCACGCGGUGGUUCCCAGGGCCGCCACGACGCGGCCGGCGAUAAGGAUCAUCCACAUCAUCGCGCCGGAGAUCAUCAAGACCGACGUGGACAACUUCCGGGACCUCGUGCAGCGUCUCACCGGGAGGCACCGCCACCAGCCGGCCGACGCCACGGCGGACGACAGCGCGGCAGUGACGGUGGGCGUGGCGACGACGCCGCUAUCGCCUGUAGAGGAGAAGCCGCAGCCGCAGAAGAAGAGGCUGGCGCCUGCGCCGGCGCUGGCGGACGAUUUCGUGGCGCAGCAGGAGAACAGGAGGAGGAAGAAGAUCAAGUGCGAGGUGGUGAAGGUGGAGGAAGGAGGGUUCGGCCACGGCGGCGGCGACCUCGACUUCAGCGAGCUGUGGAUGGAUCUCAACCCCGGGGGCUUCCUGAGCUUCUUGGAGGAGGACGUGUUCCAGGGGAUGAUGGCUCCCGACUUGCUGCAGCAGCCGCUGGGGGCGCCGAGGAUGGAUUUAGUUGGUGAAAUGUGCGCCUCCUUUCUGGCUUAA
Messenger RNA from Triticum turgidum subsp. durum (durum wheat), 630 nucleotides. The record is from the annotation of a GenBank genome assembly. Lineage: Eukaryota; Viridiplantae; Streptophyta; Magnoliopsida; Poales; Poaceae.